GCAUAUUUUGAAAACAAUAAUUCUGGGCCAGAUGCUCUCCUUGUUUAUCUGUGGGACUGCUGUUACAAGCCAGUACCUAGCAGAACAAUACCAAGUGAAUACUCCAAUGUUUCAAAGUUUUAUCAACUAUUCUUUUCUUCUUCUAGUUUACACAACAAUGCUGGCGUUUAGGACUGGCAGUGACAGUCUGUGGCAAAUUUUGAAGCAGAGGUGGUGGAAGUAUAUUUUUUUGGGACUGGCUGAUGUAGAAGCCAAUUACAUGAUUGUAAAAGCCUACCAAUACACCACCCUCACAAGCGUGCAGCUGCUGGACUGUUUCGGGAUUCCUGUGCUGAUGGCUUUGUCGUGGUUCAUUCUCCGCGCAAGAUACAGGCUGAUCCAUUUUAUUGCUGUUGCCGUCUGUUUGCUGGGUGUAGGAACAAUGGUGGGUGCAGACAUUUUGGCAGGGAGGCAGGACAGCGAAGGUAGUGACGUGGUGAUUGGAGAUGUCUUAGUGCUUCUUGGUGCUUCUUUGUAUGCCAUUUCUAAUGUGAGUGAGGAAUACAUUGUGAAAAAUCUGAGCAGAGUGGAGUUUCUAGGAAUGGUGGGCUUGUUUGGGACUAUUAUCAGCGGUCUACAGCUAGCCAUUGUGGAGCAUAGGGAGAUAAUGAGAAUUCAAUGGAACUGGAAAAUUGCAUUACUGUUCACAGUCUUUGCCCUGUGUAUGUUUGGGCUGUAUAGCUUCAUGCCAGUAGUGAUCAAAGUUACCAGCGCAACCUCGGUCAACCUGGGUAUUCUGACUGCGGAUCUCUACAGUCUGUUCUUUGGGCUCUUCCUCUUUUUCUAUAAGGUAAGUGCCUUCAUUCUUUCACUAUAA
Phaethon lepturus (White-tailed tropicbird) is the source of this 856-nucleotide messenger RNA. RefSeq names its product solute carrier family 35, member F2 (gene SLC35F2). Gene Ontology annotation, biological process: transmembrane transport. The transcript is spliced from 6 exons. Gene Ontology annotation, molecular function: transmembrane transporter activity. NCBI's taxonomy places the organism in Eukaryota, Metazoa, Chordata, Aves, Phaethontiformes, Phaethontidae. Gene Ontology annotation, cellular component: membrane. The record is from RefSeq and is a predicted model, not a curated record. The annotation marks the transcript as partial.